This is a messenger RNA of Mercurialis annua (annual mercury), 920 nucleotides long. RefSeq lists its product as uncharacterized. The transcript has a single exon. Bases 185 to 850 code for a protein of 221 amino acids. The record is from RefSeq and is a predicted model, not a curated record. Lineage: Eukaryota; Viridiplantae; Streptophyta; Magnoliopsida; Malpighiales; Euphorbiaceae.
GGUCCCAGCCGAGUGUUGAAAAAUUGAAAAAACAUGAAUUAGCCGUUAUUACUUUGCCUGGGUGAUUUAUGAUGCUGUGCAGCUCACACCAAUUUCACUUCAAUCCGAUCAGCAAAACCCCUAACAAAUUGAAAAAAUAAAAAAAACAACACUUAAAUCUCUCUCAUUCACCAGAAGAAAAAAGAUGGAUUUUUCAUCGGACACAGACGAUUCAGCAGUGGAGGAGCUAAUUUCUCAGAUGAAAGACCUCACUGUUCUUGAGCAAGUCUCCAAAAUCAACUGUUCCGCCUUCACUGAUUCACUACUCCCUACUGAUUUAGACACCCGAUUUAACAAACUCAAAUCUUCAUCCUUCACCAACUCCAGUUUCUCCUCUGUUCAUGACGACAAAAAGGCAUGCUCAGGCGAGAAAGAAAACUCUUUGAAUCCUGAAACAACGAUUUUCUCGGUAACCAAACAAAACCCAGAUGGGAAAUUGUUGGAGGAAGAGAAUAUCUUGGGUUUAGAAGGAAACCCAGAUGGAGAAAAGGAUUUAAAGAAGAAAUUCAAAACUGGGUCAUGUGAUUCUCCUUCAUCAUCGUCAUAUAUGGAUUCACCUCCUAAAAAAAGUGGCUGUUUUUGGUGUUCUCGGAAGAAGAAAGUUUCAAAGAAAAAGAAGAAUUGGGGUGAUAUUAAUGAUGAGUUAUUUUCUGUUUUUAGCAGUAAAGAAGAGCAGAAGAUUAUAAAGAAGGCAAUGGAGGAGGAAGAGAAGGUAAUGAAGGAGGCAGAGAAGGUUGGGAAGUGGGCAAAACAAGCUUCGAAGAAGAUGAUGAGAUUUCAUGGCAUUCAGGAUGAACUUAGUGAUGAAUGACGAUGACAAUCAUAUAUAUAUGUACAACUAUGCAUCUAUUCCAAAUUAAAUGAACCCUUUUUUUUUCUAA